AACGUGUAUUGUGUUGGCUAAUGCUGUUUUCUGCAUGAGUUCCACCCACACAAGCUAGCACACAAACACACACACACACCCACCCUUGCGCCCACCUCUCUUUCAACCCCAGCCCGACCGCAGCGUUUCGGCGACAAAUAAUCAGGUUUCUUCAUCGGGGCCUAGCAGGACUAAACGGCUCGACUAUGUGGAGACAGAACCUUGUCUCAGCUUCUUUGGUUUUUCUGCUGACGUUCGCCGAUGCUACGAAAUUCCUGAGCCAUAGCACGGCCUCACACUUCCUGCGCAGGCACAAGAGGGCUAACUCUCUUUUUGAGGAGCACAAAGAGGGCAACCUGGAAAGGGAGUGCAUCGAGGAGCUGUGCAACAAGGAGGAGGCCAGAGAGAUCUUUGAGAACCAGCCUGAGACGGAGUACUUUUACCCAAAGUAUAUUGUGUGUCUGGGAUCCCACCGUGUGGGCAUCAAAAAACAGACAACCUCUGAUUCUGCAAUUCCAUCUGAUCUUCGCACAUGUGUGAAGGAAAUCAGCAAUCAGUGCACACCGAACCCAUGCUACAAGGAAGGUUCCGAGCGCUGUGUGGAUGGCCAAGCCUCUUACACAUGUGUCUGCAAGCCUGGCUGGAGGGGGCAAAGCUGUAAUCAUGACGUCGAUGAGUGUUCAGAUCCGGAGCUUCCUGCAGGAUGUAACCAAAAAUGUCACAAUAUUCCUGGAAGCUUCCACUGCAUGUGUGAAGAUGGCUACUUCCUCAUUGACAAUAUCAACUGUAUGGAUGUCAACGAGUGCCUGAUGUACCCUAGUAUUUGUGAAAAGCCGGCUAAAUGUGUCAACACACCGGGCAUGUUUGAGUGUGUGUGUCCACCAGGGUUCAAGUACAACUUCACUUCCAAAACCUGCAAUGAUGUGGAUGAAUGCCAGUCAAGCAUGUGCGGUGGCACUUGUAUUAACAACGUGGGCAGCUACAAGUGCCACUGCGAUGGCCGUGAAGGUCUUCACUUGGCGGACGAUGAGCACAGCUGUGAAAAGAUCCCGGUCUGUGUGGAACUGUAUGACUCCAAAUAUGCUGAGAUGUUGUACCUGGGGGAGCAGUUUGCAGGACUCCCUGUCAUAUAUCUUCUCUUCCGUCUGCCAGAGAGCACAAAGUUUACAGCUGAGUUUGACUUCCGCACAUAUGACCCAGAGGGAGUUAUUCUCUAUGCUGAGUCCUCUCGGGACUCAUGGUUCAUGCUGGGGAUACGAGAUGGCCAAAUUGAGGUCCAAUAUAAAAAUCCACACACUUUCAAGGUGACCAGUGGAGGCAAAGCUAUCAACGAUGGACAGUGGCAUGUGAUCUCUGUGGAUGAACUGGAGAACAGCAUCAGUGUGAAGAUAAGCAAAGAAGCUGUAAUGAGCAUCAACAGUCCAGAGAGUCUCUUAACUCCUGUUAAUGGCAAACUGGACACCAAAGUUUUCAUCGCUGGUUUGCCCAAUCGCAUCAACAGUGUCAUCAAACCUAUCAACCCCAGACUUGAUGGCUGCAUCCGGGGCUGGAACAUAAUGAACCAGGGAGUAUCUGGAGUGAAAGAGGUCAUCCUGGAGAAGAAGAGUAAACAGUGUUAUGUGUAUGUGGAACCAGGAUCUUUCUUCACUGGGGAAGGACUGGCACACUUCAAUAUUGACUACAGUGACUCUGGUAGCUGGAAGGUGGAUUUAAGGCUGAAUAUACGUCCUUCCAGCAGCACUGGUGUCAUCUUUGCUCUGGUUUCCAACAACACAGUCCCACUGUCGGUGGCUGUGUUAACACAAGGACAAGAGGAUGCUAACCUGCAAGUUUUCCUGGAUGGGGUUUCCGUGGUAACGCUGGACUCACUGAUGUUAUGCUACCCUGACCACUUAACAGUGCUGCUGAGUGUAACUCCAACAGCAAUGCAACUCUCAGCAAACUCCUCCACUGUUAAGUACAUACUGCCAGAUGCCCUGCAGGAGGCACUGCAGGACCUUAACACCAAAAUGCAAAGCCCCAUCAGUACCUACAUUGGUGGGAUACCAGAUGACGUCCCGUUAGCUGCGACCCCAGUGACAGCCUAUUAUCACGGCUGCAUGAGCGUCUCUGUCAACGGCCAGAUGUUGGACUUCGACGAGGCCCUGAGCAAACACAACAGUAUCAAGUCCCAUUCCUGUCCUCCUCCUUCACCCCCAGAGACUGAUGCUCCUCACCCGCAUGGAGAGUGACCUUGAUUAACCACUACCCCCACCACUCGCAGUAGGCAGCAGUGUCCUCAUUCCCUGUGGGGUAUUUGAAAUAUAGGACACAGGAUUUGAAGGAGGAUGAGGGAAAGAACAUGAAGAAGAGAUAGCGUUAAAAGGUUGUAGUUGGUUUAUUUUUUGCCACAUAUGCCUUUCUUACAGUAUAUCUUAUAAGUAUUUUCCUUUCAUACAAUGUAUAGUUCCUUGUUCUGAUUACUUGUAGUGAAGUACGACGACAGCUCGUUUGCUGGAAGUUGGAUGACGUAGUUAUAGCGCUUUGUUGCUACCGAGAAAUUCCAAGAAAUGUUGGAAAACAGCAGAGCGUAUUAGCACGCAUACCAUGUGUUGAGCAAGAGAUGGUUGUUUUUGGGUCACAUAUGCUCCCUGCAGACCACCUGAGUCUGUCCUCUAUCAGUGGAUCAUGAUGUCAUUUUUCUUGUACAAAGAAAUUACUUGAAAAUAAAAAAUACAAAA
Doryrhamphus excisus (bluestripe pipefish) is the source of this 2699-nucleotide messenger RNA. It is a transcript of the gene pros1, whose product is annotated as protein S. The record is from RefSeq and is a predicted model, not a curated record. NCBI's taxonomy places the organism in Eukaryota, Metazoa, Chordata, Actinopteri, Syngnathiformes, Syngnathidae. Gene Ontology annotation, cellular component: extracellular region. Gene Ontology annotation, molecular function: calcium ion binding.